CUCCGUCACCAUCCCUCUAUCCACCCAUCAUCGACAAAAUAAGCUAUAUCAUCUGCAUACCCUAAUGGAAAAUAAACCUAAACACCGCGACUCGGACUAUUCUAUCGUUGAGGAGACUGGAAUGAAGCUGGGUAAAGCUCCAACCGCACUACGUGUACCUGGAAUCAGCGACGAAGCCCUUCGCGAGACUGAGCGUCUGUGUGCCCGCGACUACCUCGAGCACCACGUCUUCUUCAACCACAUACAAUUCCACAACCACUGCAUAUACCACCUCCUGGCAUCUCUGUCUCUGGGUGCUACCCAGAAGCGACUGCGGGAGAUAUAUGACCUGAAUAUCACUCUACAGCGUCCCUUGCUCGAACCAGUCCCUGGAGUGACAAUAACCAAGGCCAAUAUGCACGAGUAUCUGGGAAAGGAAGAGUUCUACCCAAACUACAUUGAAUUCUUCCGAUGCGAAAUCGGAGCAGAAGGCGGCGACUGGAGGUCCGUGCUGGUGCGCUACAUGUUUGACAAUGAGAUCUACCCACUAGUGUUCAGCGGCCUGAUCCACCCCCUGAUCCAUAUCGGCCUCAGUAUCGAGUUCGAGAGCGCGCUACUCAUCGCUAUGAGUCUAGCACAGGCGUGCAUUCAUUCGCCUAUGUUCAGGACCACAUUCUCAGCAGACGUAAUCGAAACGACCAUCGAUGACCAGCCACUGAUGAAGAUUCUCGAGAAUAUCCGGGGCGAUGUGCGCGUGAACGACAUCCCUUACCUUCCCAUGUUGGUGGAGGAUGUGCCUGUAUGUGAGCAAGUCGCGCUCGAUUAUCUGCAGCAAUGGAAGGUGUCGCCGACUGAAGAGUGCAUUGCGCUAAAAUACCGCGAACUGCAGUGCGUGAUUGCGCUUUUAUAUGGCGCAACGACCCCACACGGCUACAGAAACCAGUACGAGUUCUCGCUAAUGCAUCUGCUAACGUCCUCCUAUUUUGUGACAAUGGUCCUCGGUGUUCUUACGGUCGAGCAGCAGGUUAGAGUGCUGCGCAGCUAUGUGUUUGUCGUUUUGCGGUAUUACGCGAUUGGGCAUUGCCCGCAGUUCUAUCGUAUCGACGAAGUCGCAGCGGACGAUAUCUCAUUUGCCACUGGCGAUGAAUACUGCAGCGACAAGCAGUGGAAAAUGGUGUUUGCGAAGGCUAUUCAGAACGACGAUAUGCAUAUUGCCAAGGCUGUGCAUGCUCUCUGGUAUGGUAGCAUUCUCAACCACAAUGCUCCACCAGCACCUGCCGACUACCAAAUGCCGCCGAGCAUCAACUGGCUUCUGCUGGCACAAAACACUGUUGAGUGUAUUGACAUGAGCUCCUAUGAGGACGAAGAUGAGCAAUUCAUGGCUGGCAAGCGGGGAUGGUCGCGCGGCAAGAUCGGGUUCAGCCAGCACUGGAAGCAAAGUGGAGAAAAACUGUAGGAACCACAUGUCACUUUAAACCCUCGUCAAGCCAUUUUCAAUCUUUGCCAUCAGUCACCUUCCAUUAUGUUGCAAUAUAAAGCUAGGCAAACCUACCUGAGACAUAAAUUCGGCAGCCAUGCCAUUGCAGGUGAUGAGAGGAGAUUAAAUCAGCAUAUCCUUGCUACGUGGCCGAUUGGCAGCACAGUUGCCUACACCAGCCAAAGCAAGUUUCUUUUGUG
Messenger RNA from Linderina pennispora, 1656 nucleotides. RefSeq lists its product as uncharacterized. Bases 65 to 1435 code for a protein of 456 amino acids. The record is from RefSeq and is a predicted model, not a curated record. Lineage: Eukaryota; Fungi; Kickxellomycota; Kickxellomycetes; Kickxellales; Kickxellaceae. The transcript has a single exon. Gene Ontology annotation, molecular function: oxidoreductase activity.